Mercenaria mercenaria is the source of this 3966-nucleotide messenger RNA. RefSeq names its product zinc finger protein 62 homolog. The coding region runs from base 149 to 3961 and encodes 1270 amino acids. Lineage: Eukaryota; Metazoa; Mollusca; Bivalvia; Venerida; Veneridae. Gene Ontology annotation, cellular component: nucleus. The transcript is spliced from 4 exons. The record is from RefSeq and is a predicted model, not a curated record.
GAUACGUUUGAAAUCGAAACCGGAAAUAUCAGUUUUGGAAAUAUCCGGAAAUGAGUGGAAAAUGUUGGGACGAAGAAGAUAAAUAUCGUCGGUAAAUAGUUAUUAGCUCUUUGACCGGGACAGCUGUUUAUAUAAAAGCAUUGUAACAAUGGAGAACAGGCAGGUCUACAUAGAAAUUUUGAGGGAGUUGAUCAGGUCUCAGAUGCUGCAUCUGGUAGAACAGCUAUCUGGUACUGGGGAGGAGUGUUUCUUAGUCAGUGCUGCAAGAGAUGAUGAAACCCCACACCUCAUCGGGUCAAUAAAAGGGCUGGGCUACAUGAAGGGGUUUACUGGCGUACAGGAAGGCUUUUUACACUAUCUGCAGAAAAGUGCUAGUAAACCAGAAUCACACCAGGUGUCAAGGUCAGAUAAUAAUGAACCAGAAUCACAUCAGGCAUCAAGGUCAGAUGCUAGUAUGCCAGAAUUACACCGGGUGUCAAGUUCAGAUGCUAGUAUGCCAGAAUUACACCGGGUGUCAAGUUCAGAUGCUAGUAAACCAGAAUCACACCAGGUGUCAAGGUCAGAUGCUAGUAAGCCUGAAUCACACCAGGUGUCAAGGUCAGAUGCUAGUAAGCCUGAAUCACACCAGGUGUCAAGGUCAGAUGCUAGUAAGCCUGAAUCACACCAGGUGUCAAGGUCAGAUGCUAGUAAGCCAGAAUCACACCAGGUGUCAAGGUCAGAUGCUAGCAAACCAGAAUCACACCAGAUGUCUAGGUCAGAUGCUAGUAUACUUAAAUUACAUCAAUCAUCAGUUUCAGAUGCUAGUGUUCUGGAGCCAGAUGAAGUAUCAGUUUCAGAUGCCAGUGUAAUGGAAACCCAUCAAGCUUCAAAGUUAGAUGUUAAUUCACAGGAUUCACAUGAAGGAUCGAGGUCAGUUGCUAGUAUACCUGAUUCACAUGAAGCAUCACAGUCAGAUGCUAGCAAAGCUGAACCACAUCAAGCAGUAAGGUCAGUUGGAGAACAACAAACUGAUAGCAAACCUGUUAGUGUUAGUACUGUUCUUUCUCAUGCAAAUGAAACUUGUGAAAGUGAGCCAGUAAGAAGUAAUGCAAAUGUUACUCUAACAUCUAAACCAAUGUAUGCUGUCAAAAUUGAAAGUUUGAAGGAAGAUAGACAUGCUGUUAUUAGUAGUGGUAGUGCAUGUGGGAAUAAACUACAAACUUCUGAACAAGAUGUGGUUCAGGAACAACCAGCAGUUGAUGCAGCAUCAGUUAACUUUCUUGCACUUGAAACUCAACGGGAUGAGAUGAACAAGGAAAAUGAGGAUGAAGGCCAGACAGAAAGAAAUGCUUUAGAGGAAAAGUGUAAUCCCAAAGAAUCAUUCAUAAUUGAGUUCUUAACAGAUCAAACUGUCAAGUUGCCUGAAGACAUAGCAUCUGUAGUAACUUCUACAGGGAGAAGUGUUGAAACAAAGAUGAAUGGUGUAGUAAGUUAUCAGUCACAAAUGUCAGCAGAGACCUUGGAGUCUGAUGAUGAGGAAAGUGACAUGGAUUUUGAUGAAAAUGAUUUUGACGAGAUGGAAGAAGAAGAAAUAUUUUCUCAGUUGAUUAAUGACUUCAAAGAUAAAGAAAAAGUCCCUCGAAAAAUGCAUUUUAGUGAGGUACAUCACAAGGACACAGAUUCUGUGAAAAGUAACAAAAAUACAAAUACUGAAAAUGUCAAAUCAAAAUAUCCCGAGGGUUUAGGGGAGGAGACAAAUAGUUCCAAGACAAAUGCUGCAACAUUAGUAAAUGAAACUGUAGAAUCAAGAAUGGAUAUUUCACCUGUUAAUGGAGAAGACACAGUUCAGGUUAAAGUAAUUGUAACAGGUGAAACAAAAGCUAAACAGGUUUAUAAAUUUAAAAAUAACGUGUUUUCUAUGAAAGAAAUAUUGAAACCGGAGGAUCUGGUCUGCAAUUACUGUAAGAAAAAUUGCAGAACAAUAAAAGAGGUUCGAGAACAUGAGGGAUCUCAUACCAAGAGAUACGAUUGUUAUAAAUGUGACAAAUACUUUGAAUCUCAGAAAAAACUUAGGACUCACAAUGCCAUGUGUUUUGAAAUACCUGAGCUUGUGAAAGACUACUUUAAAGAAAAUCCUAGUUGCACUCCAAAAAGACGCUGGACAAUUCACAAAAAAAGGAAAUCUGAGGUAAAAAACAGUCCACCUUUUGACAUUCGUACAUCAGAAAAUGACUUAAGCUCCUCAACCUUCGAAAGGUCAGCUGCUGUUAAAGGAGUUCUAUAUGAUAAAUAUAGUCAGAAGCAAUUAUUUGAGUGUGAGGUUUGUUUUAAGAAAUUUAAAUUUAGAAUAAGUUUGAAAAAACAUGCUUGUAGAGCUUUGUCUGAUAAAGCUGGAAAGGCAGAGAGUUCGGCCAGUGCAGAUAGGCAUAUACUAGAUACGACAGAUAAAGAAGAGAAACUAGUUGGAGACAAGCUAGGUACCUGUAAAGAAAAAAUUGGAAAGGAUACUUGGAGCUACAGAGAGCUUUUAGAAUGGCAAAUAACAGACAAGACAUGCCCCUUUCCAAACUGUGGACGCAAAUUUUCCUGCAAAGGACAGGUGCAGGACCACCUUGUGACACAUACUUCUGAGAGACCUUUCAAAUGUCAUGACUGCUCAAAAUGUUUCAAAUAUAACCGAGACUUGACACAUCAUAAGAAGGAAGUACAUUGGCAUAAAAGAUCGAGAAAAACACAAAGAAGCACCGGUAGUAAAGCAGUUAAAAUUGCUAAUCAAAUUCUUGCGAGGAGAAGUUCCGUUAAAAUGUCGAAAGGCCUCUUUCAAGGUGGUGGCAGCCCUCUGCCUGCAAGUGCUAAUCUAGUCAACAAGACACAAAUGUUUGGACAGGUAAGAGACCCAGCACAAGGCGCACUGAAAACUGUAGCUAAACAAAAUGCUAGUAAACUAAAAUCAAACAUUAAAAAUCCGAGUCAAACAGCAAAUACGAAAGCGAUGGUGAAAAAAUAUUCAGAUGAAAGAAUUAGAAAGUACAAAUGUCCAUACUGUGAAAAGAGAUAUUUUAGUAAUAGUCAUCUCUCAGAACAUGUGGUCAAACACACAGGUGAGAAGAAUUUCAAAUGUUCUUUGUGUGAUCAGAAGAUUCUGAUGAGAUGGCAAUUUGAUGGACAUAAAAAGCAGUGCGAGUUAGCAAAUCCAGGAAAAGUAAGCAACAUGAUACGCCUCAAUGCAAAACAAAAAGGAAAAAGUGCAUGUAAAAAAUUGAAUAUAGAAACGAGACAGGAUAUUAAGUCAUGCGUCAACAGAAGUAGUGAAAAGAUGGGUGCAAAGAAGAAAACUCUCAAAUCUAUGUCAGAUGUUAAUGAUUCUUUGGAAAUAGCUAAACGAAUUAAGCUUAUUGAAAAUUCCAGCAUGUCGCGAUGCAAUAUCUGUGGCUCAGAAUUCAAAUCAUUGGAGGGAUUAAGAUUACACCUGCUUGGCCAGCAUUUAGUGGAGAAGCUGUAUCGUUGUUCUUGUGGUGAACGUUUCUAUACAUCCAAACACAGGUUAAGACAUAUGAAAAAGACAGGUUGUAAAUCGGUUAAAACAGCCAAUAAGUAUUGCUGUGUUGAAAGAAAUGCAGAGGUGAAGUUGAUCAGUAAUGGAGAGAGUCGAAAAGAGAAUAGUUUUAAUGAUACUGGUACAGAACCUGAUCACGAUACUGUACACAGCACUGAACCUGGUAGUGAAUGUGAAAAAGACAAGAAUUUGAAAGAUGCCAAAGAAACUGGCAUUCAAAGUUCGGAAUAUGAAAGCGUGAGCAAGGUUCAAAGGGUUGACCAGGUGCAACAAAAGUUGGCUGAGCAUGCUACUAGAAAAGACUACCAACCUUCAUGUGUAUUACCACAAGCAAUUUCCCCAUGUGGUUAUAUAUGUUCCAUUUGCGAUGCAAGGUUUUCAACAGCUUACGAAAUUGUGCAACAUAAUAACAAGAAGCAUAGUUAACUAUA